GCAUACCCUGGGAUUUUUCAAAAUCGGCAUUUGUGCUGCGAUUGCGAAUAAGAAAGAAGAUUCGGAAUAGAACCCUCGCCAGUCGUCCCCCUCAUCUUGGCUUGUGUUGUUGCUGCUCUGCUCACCUCUCGAACUUGAGGAUCACCCUGGUUAUAUUCCUGGCCCUUCCCGUGGGGAAAAGACGUAGUUAUGAAUGUUUCCACCGAGAUCAAGAUGCGUCUUCUUCAACAUUUCACCUCCUUUAAUCAGCUAAAACAUGUCCAUGCUCGCCUCCUUCGGUUCGAUCUCCUCAAUGACAAUUACCUCCUCAAUAUGCUUCUACGGUUCAGCUUCAAUUUUGAUGGCAACACAAGUUAUUCUCAACUCCUUUUCACUCAAACCCAGCAACCCAAUAUUUAUGUCUGGAAUACCUUCAUCCGUGGCCUUGUUUCCCAUGAUCACUUCCAUGAAUCCAUCAGAUGGUUCUAUUCCAUGCGUCAAAUGGGUUUCUUACCCAACCACUUCACUUUCCCUUUCGUCUUGAAAGCAUGCACCAGGGUUUUGGAUUUGAGAUUGGGAGUGGAGCUGCAUACAGUCAUGGUGAAAGUGGGUUACGAUUGGGAUGUCUUUGUUAAGACUGGGUUGGUUUGCUUUUAUGCAAAAUGCGGGCGUUUGGAUGAUGCAUGCAAGGUGUUUGAUGAUAUCCCUGAGAAGAAUGCUGUUUCAUCGACUGCUAUAAUUAGUGGGUAUAUUGAGGCAGGGAAGUUCAUAGAAGCUAUUGAUAUAUUUAAGAGGUUAUUGGUAAUGAAUUUGAGGCCUGAUAGUUUUACACUUGUGAGGAUUUUGUCAGCUUGUUCUCAGUUAGGGGAUUUGAGAACCGCAGAAUGGUUAGAUGGAUGCAUAACCAAUCUUGGCAUAGGAAGGAAUAUCUUCUUGGGCACUGCGUUAGUGGAUACUUAUGCAAAAUGUGGAAGCAUGGAGAGAGCUCUUGUGACGUUUGAUCAGAUGCUUGAAAAGGAUGCAGUUACUUGGGGUGCUAUGAUACAGGGCUAUGCUUCAAAUGGGAAACCAAAAGAAGCUUUGGACAUCUUUUACAGAAUGAAGACUGAAAAACUAAAACCUGAUUGCUAUACCAUAGUUGGCGUUCUUUCUGCUUGUUCAAGCUUGGGAGCUCUUGAAUUGGGGGAGUGGGCACGUGGCUUGGUUGAUAAAAACGAGUUCUUGUAUAACCCUGUCGUGGGUACAGCAUUGAUUGAUAUGUAUGCAAAAUGUGGAAAAAUCGGUCAUGCAUGGAGAGUAUUUAAAGAGAUGAAGGAGAAGGAUCUUAUUGUUUGGAAUGCAGCCAUAACCGGUCUUGGGAUGAGUGGUCAUGCCAAACUUGUGUUUGGUCUUUUUGGACAGCUAGAGAAAUUAGGGAUGCACCCUGAUGGUAAGACCUUUAUGGGUGUGCUCUGUGGGUGUACCCAUGCAGGUCUUGUUGAUGAUGGUCGGCAGUAUUUCAAUAGUAUGAAGCGUGUGUUUUCAUUAACUCCUUCAAUUGAACAUUAUGGGUGCAUGGUAGAUCUCUUUGGCCGAGCUGGGUUAUUAAAUGAAGCUCAUCUUUUGAUCAAAGGUAUGCCAAUGGAGCCUAAUGCAAUUGUUUGGGGAGCUCUGUUGAGUGGAUGUAGAUUACAUCGGGAUACCCAAUUAGCUGAAUAUGUUUUGAAGAGGUUAAUUAAAUUAGAACCUUGGAAUUCAGGAAACUAUGUACUCUUAUCUAAUAUAUUCUCAGCUAAUCAUAAAUGGGAAGAAGCAGUGAAAAUAAGGUCCACAAUGAGUCAUGGAGGCAUUCAAAAGAUACCAGGAUGUUGUUGGAUAGAAGUCAAUGGCUUAGUUCACGAGUUCCUUGUUGGAGACAAAUCUCAUCCUAUGUCAGAAAAAAUUUAUACUAAGCUCAGCGAACUGACCAACAAAUCAAAACAAAUGGGCUAUGUGCCAACAACAGAGUUUGUGCUAUUUGAUGUUGAGGAUGAGGAGAAAGAACAUUUCCUGGGUUGUCACAGCGAGAAGUUAGCUAUUGCAUUUGGUCUAAUCAGCACCAAAUCCAGUGACGUGAUUCGAGUAGUAAAAAAUAUUCGCAUCUGUGGUGACUGCCACAUGGCCAUUAAGCUCUUCUCGAAAAUUACAGGUAGAGAGAUAGUUUUACGUGAUAAUAAUCGUUUCCAUUCCUUUAUAGAUGGUUCAUGUUCGUGUGGUGAUUACUGGUGACACAAGGAUCACUAGAGUCAAAGCUGUGUCAAAAAUAGAGGUAAAUGUAUUUUGACCUUGACAUGUAUCUUUUUCGUAUUACUGUAUACAUGUAUAAGAUAUAGGUAAAAUGCACAAACUCAUAUCUAAUCUCGAUAUAGAUGCACACUCAUGUGCUUGU
Molecule: messenger RNA, 2386 nt
Organism: Cynara cardunculus var. scolymus (artichoke)
Lineage: Eukaryota; Viridiplantae; Streptophyta; Magnoliopsida; Asterales; Asteraceae
Product: putative pentatricopeptide repeat-containing protein At3g08820
Exons: 2
Coding region: 190-2226 (678 amino acids)
Biological process (GO): RNA modification
Molecular function (GO): zinc ion binding; RNA binding; protein binding
Source: RefSeq, a predicted model, not a curated record